Pimephales promelas (fathead minnow) is the source of this 2621-nucleotide messenger RNA. Lineage: Eukaryota; Metazoa; Chordata; Actinopteri; Cypriniformes; Leuciscidae. The record is from RefSeq and is a predicted model, not a curated record.
AUCUGCUGCGAGCGGCUGAGACUGAACACCUCGUACCAACUUCUUGGAUUUGCCGAGAUUUUUUUUCUCUCAUCUCGAACGCGCUCGCCGCGGGUUUCGCGAUCAUUCUGACGAACUACUCCGCGAUUUUCAUGCAUUCGCUGUCGGAUAAGCAGCACGAUGUUCGCUCGUUGAGUUGACACAUGACUGCAUUCAACCAUCGCUUUUAUUUCACAGGGUUUUUAUGUUUUAAAAGAUUGGCUACAAAGGUCGUAGUGGAUUGAUUGUCGGAGAUCAGAAUUUGGUGGUUGGAUGAGAACGUCGAUGUGAUUUAAACCCCAGACGAAUACGAACAUUUAUUUCUCUCUGCUCGUGAACGAAGUGGCCUAUCGGAUUUGUUUUAAUAGGUGGAUUUAAAAAAAAAUCCAUCCCAUUUCAGAGGGGAAAAUUAGGACAAGUCGACCGACACCCCUCACAAAGGGGUUCCGCACAGCCGAGCGAACGGCAUGUUGUGACUCCGUGUGUUUUUGACAAAACUGGCACAUGUUUCGUGUAGAUAAAUAGGUCGUUUGGAAGAUUUUGUGGUAUUUGAAGACAUGGACAUUAUUUUGCCAUUCGAUUAGCAUAUGAAGUUAUAAGUGAUUUUUAAACUCAUUUUUUAACCUAUCGCUUUAAAUGUCGAUCAGCUGAAUUUUUAUUUCUGUUACAAACUUCACUGAAACACUUUAUUUCAUUUUCUCCAUAUUUUAGUGUGAAGUUAAAAGUUUUUCCCCCUCUCGUGACUCGGUGGCUUUUCUCUGUACUGUGAAGAAUCCCACCGUGCGAUUGUUCAUUCCUGAUGGGUACAAGACCCAGCUGACGAUUCUUGAACCUUCACACUGUUUGCCCAUCUUUGUAAACAUUUCCCAGUCAAACACUCGUGAUUCCACGAUGGAGCUCUUCUUCUCCAGGAAUGUGUCCGUGCUCUGGAUUAUCCUGCUGGAGUUCCUGCUGAAAUCAGUGGCGGAGGAAGAGGUCCUGAUGAAUACGAAGACUGAGACAUCAGAUCUGAAGUGGACGACGUUCUCUCGUGGUAAACCUGAGUGGGACGAGGUCAGUGGCCUGGAUGAGGAGAACAACAGCGUGAGGACCUAUCAGAUCUGCCAGGCCGACGGGGCGUCCAGUCACUGGCUGCGCAGCAAACUCAUCGACCGGCGAGGGGCGUCUCAGGUGUACGUGGAGCUGCUCUUCACCAUGAUCGAAUGUUCAUCGCGGCUCACACAUCACCGGUCCUGCAAAGAGACCUUUAACCUUUACUACUACCAGAGUGACACGGAUGACGCGACGGCAAGCUACCCCGCAUGGAUGGAGAACCCCUACACCAAGGUCGACACGGUGGCCGCAGACUUCUUGCUCCGUGCAGGUGGAGAGAAGAAGCCGAACAUCAAGACGCUGCGUCUGGGCCCGUUGACCAAACGGGGAUUUUACUUGGCGUUCCAGGCCCAGGGAGCGUGCAUGGCCCUUUUAUCCGUGCGCGUCUUCUUUAAGAAGUGUCCGGCCCUCACGCGCUCACUCUCCGUGUUCCCGGAGACGGUUCCUCGCUCGCUGGUGCAGGAGGCAGUGGGCCAGUGUGUGGCAAACGCAGCUCAGCCUGGACCGAAUCCCAGACCGCCUAAGAUGUUCUGUGGAGAAGAUGGACAGUGGGUGGACCAGCCCACCACCACCUGCACUUGCCUGCCGGGCUUUGAGGCCAGCCAUGGAGAUCUGGAGUGUAGAGCGUGUCCCGCGGGUCAUUUUAAGAUGGGUUCUGGUCCGGGUCCGUGUUCUGCGUGUCCUGACUCCAGUCACACAGGAGAGACGGGCUCUUCGUCGUGUGUGUGUCGGCCUGGUUUCUACCGCGCUCCCACCGACAGUCCCGACAUACCCUGCACACGUCCGCCCUCGUCCCCACGCAGCCCUGUUCCUCAGGUCAAUGACACGUCUCUCACGCUGGAGUGGAGCGAGCCGUUGGACAGCGGGGGCCGAUCGGACCUCACCUACAGCGUGGAGUGUCGGAUGUGUCCGACCCCCAGGAGCCCGUGUGUGUUGUGCGGGGACGGUGUGAAUUAUCGGCCCUCUCAGACUGGGAUCCAGGGCCGACGCGUGAGCAUUUGGGGACUCCGACCUCACACCACCUACAGCUUCACCGUGAUGGCCUUAAACGGGGUCUCGGCUCUGAGUGUACCGGGGCCCGCGGGGGAAAUCAUCAACAUCACCACCAGCCCCAACGUUCCUGUACUGGUGUCGGGUUUGAGGAAGAGCACAGCCACAGAAUCCAGUCUGACGCUGCUCUGGAACACACCGACACAAUCACACUACAGGAUCCUACAGUAUCAACUACGCUACUGUGAGAAGGAGCGUGGCUUCGAGGAGAACUCCUGUCAUUAUACGGAGAGCAAUGUCAACGAGGUUGUGCUGAGCGACUUGCGCAGAGCCACGCAGUACGAGGUCCAGGUCCGCGCGCGCACUUUGGCCGGCUACGGCAGCUUCGGUCAAGCCAUCGUCUUUCGAACCCUGCCUGACGAAGAUGAUUCCUCGUCUCCGCUGCUUGUUACCGGGAUCCUCAUAGCCGUGGGCAUGCUGCUCCUCAUCAUCGUCAUCGCUGCCGCUAUCUACUGUAUACG